Molecule: messenger RNA, 133 nt
Organism: Funneliformis geosporum
Lineage: Eukaryota; Fungi; Glomeromycota; Glomeromycetes; Glomerales; Glomeraceae
Source: the annotation of a GenBank genome assembly
UCAUAGGAAAAAAGGUGCAGAAAAUAUUUCUCAAAUGAUAUCUGAUGGUAUUCAAACUGACGCACAGUCUCAAAAAUGUAUUCUUAGUUCUUCUAAUGAUAUAUUAUCACAACAGAGUCAAAUUUCUUCUACA